Chrysochloris asiatica (Cape golden mole) is the source of this 2976-nucleotide messenger RNA. RefSeq names its product family with sequence similarity 179, member A (gene TOGARAM2). The record is from RefSeq and is a predicted model, not a curated record. Gene Ontology annotation, molecular function: microtubule binding. Lineage: Eukaryota; Metazoa; Chordata; Mammalia; Afrosoricida; Chrysochloridae. The transcript has 19 exons. Gene Ontology annotation, biological process: microtubule cytoskeleton organization. Gene Ontology annotation, cellular component: cytoplasmic microtubule; cilium. Bases 1 to 2976 code for a protein of 991 amino acids.
AUGGGCACACGUGAUGAUGUCCCUCCAGCCAAGGCUCUGGUUCAGGUGGCCGUGUACUGUAGGAGCGUCCCUUGGUCCAGUAUCAGGCCACGUGCUCUCCCUGGUGGCAGCAUGGAUUCCAGCCUGCAGGUCUACAAAGAAGCCUCCCUCCAGUCUGUGCCGAAUGCAGUGCAAGAAAAGCCAUCACAGCUCCUGAGUGGAUCUGGGGACCCUGGCAGACUCAAGCUGGAUGCCCCCUUGAAGGGCUGGCAGGCUAGGAAUGGCUACCCUAGAAGUCUCGGGGCCCUGCCUUUGGGACCCCACCUCCUUGCACCAAUCCCCUCACUGGAGUCAGAGGCCAGCAGUGUGGCCCGGGAAACCAUCCAGAUCAAGGACAAGCUCAAGAAGAGGAGGCUCUCAGAGGGCUUGGCAGCAUCUUCCCGAGCUUCUCUGGAUCCUGGAGGAGGUCUCAAAGGUGUCCCCCUGAAGAACACCAUCCCUCGCACUACCUUGCAGAGAUUGCUGAGUGUUCCCAGGCCGAUGCCACCCAUCCAGAGCAUCCCCACCACCCCUGAGGCUGGUGGAGCCAAGGAGAAGAGCCCAGUCCCACCAGGAAGUAGCCAGGGUCCCCAGGAGCUGAGACCUGGUGCCCAGGAGGUCCAGAUCUCCCCACAAUACCUGCACUGCAAUGAUGAGAAGAUGCACAAGUCUCUGGGAGGCAUCGUGAUUCCUCCCAUCCCCAAGGCUGGGCUGUCUGCUGGGACCUCCUCUGGUGCACCCUGCUCCCUUCCCAGUCCCUUGCCUCUAGGACAGGAUGUCCUCAAAGUCCUGAGGGCCCCACGCACUCGAUUGGUUCGGGAGAGUGGGCCUCGGGAGAAGACUCCUAAAUCUCUGGAGCCCAGACUUUCGGCACCAGUGAGCAGAGACAGGUCUGCCCCUGCGGAGAAGCCUGCUCUGCCUCCAUCUCAGUCUGCUCCUACACUCACGGCCCUCUCCUUCAGCCAUGCCAAAGAAGCCCGCCCUUUAAUGAAAGAAGAGGACCAGAAGGAGAACAAGGUAUCUAUCCAAGUCACGAUCUCCAAAUCUGCCCAGGAGAAGAUGCGGCUGAAGCAGCUGAAGGAGAUGGAGUUGUUUCGGAGGGCAAAGGAGCCAGAGCGGGAGAGGGAGCUUGUUGCCCAGAGCCUGGGCUCCCGGAGAAUCUUGGUGAAGGAAGGUCUCCUUCCUCUUCGGGGCAGCGGGACCCAGUCUGUGCCCACUGGUCUGAGCAGUCCACGGAGAAACAACAUUGGAAUCAUCCUGAGGAAGCGAGCCAACAGGUCCUCACUCCCCAGCAUUCCAGUCAGCAAGCAGGAGCCCAGCUUUGCCCGUCAUGCUUCAGCUAACUCAUUACCUGCGGUGCUUACUUUGGGGUCUCCUGAAUGGGAAGAGGAGGAAGAAGAGAUGGAUCUUAGAGCCUUGAAAGAACUGAGGCCUUUCUCAAACCCAGAGCUUGGGUUGAUGGAUGCCCUCCAGAGCCUCAGCAGCAGCGACUGGCAGGUGAAGGAGAAGGGCCUGGUGAGCAUCCAGCGCCUGAUAGCGUGCCACUCAGAGGUCCUCGCUGGGAGGCUGCACGACGUGUCCUUGGCCGUGACUGGGGAGGUCACCAACCUCCGCUCCAAGGUGUCCCGCUUGGCCAUCAGCACCCUGGGAGACCUCUUUCGGACCUUGAAGAGGAACAUGGACCAGGAGGCCGAGGAGAUUGCCCGCUGCUUGCUCCAAAAGAUGGGCAACACCAGCGAGUUCAUCCAGAGAGCAGCCAACCGGUCGCUGGGGGCCAUGGUAGAGCAUGUGACCCCUGCCCGCUCCCUGGUGGCCCUGACCACAGCCGGUGUCUACCACCGUAACCCUUUAGUCAGGAAGUGUACUGCUGAGCACCUCUCGACUGUCCUGGAGCAGAUCGGCGCUGAGAAGCUACUCUCAGGUACUCGGGACAGUACAGACAUGCUGGUGCACAACCUGGUGAGGCUAGCCCAGGACUCCAACCAGGACACCAGAUUUUAUGGUCGUAAGAUGGUGAAUAUCUUGAUGUCCAAUGCGAAGUUUGAUGCAUUUCUGAAGCAGUCCCUACCAUCUCAUGAUUUGCGGAAGGUCAUGGCAGCUAUUAAGCAGCGGGGAAUAGAAGAUAAUGAUGAACUUCCAUCUGCCAAAGGCUGCAAAGUGUCAAGGAGUCUGGUGGUGUACGAGAACGGGCUGCCUGAGGAGGGGUUAGGUUUAAACGGCCCGAGGCCGGUGGGGCUGCGCUCUUCGGUUCGGGGUGGCAUGGAGAUGGUGGAGCAGCUGCGCGAGCUGAUGCGUCUGCUGGAGGCCAAGGACUACCAGUCUCGGAUGGAAGGUGUGGGGCAGCUCCUUGAGUACUGUAAGACCAAGCCAGAGCUCAUCACCGCCAACCUGGUCCAGGUCUUUGAUGCUUUCACUCCAAGGCUUCAGGAUUCCAACAAGAAAGUGAACCAGUGGGCGUUGGAGUCUUUUGCCAAGAUGAUCCCUCUCCUCAAAGAGAGCUUACAUCCCAUGCUGCUCUCUGUCAUCAUUGCCAUUGCAGACAACCUCAACUCUAAGAACUCAGGGAUUUCCACCGCUGCUGGGACCGCACUGGAUGCAAUGAUUGAGAACCUGGACAAACUGUGCCUCCUCCAAGUGUUUGCUGGACGGGUGCGUUUUCUGAGCGGCCGUGCGAUGCUUGAUGUCACGGAACGUCUGUCAGUGCUGGUGACCUCAGUUUACUCCCGGAAGUCUCAGGCUGUGGAGCGCCACGUCCUGCCUAUCCUCUGGUACUUCCUGAACAACAUGACGGGAAACGGUGUCCUGCCUGGGCACAAUGGAAACGUGCGCGCCGCUGUGAGCCGCCUGGCCAGGAGCCUGCGAGAGCAGAUGGGUCCCCGGCUGCAAGACUUCGCCGCUGGCCAGCCAAAGCAUGUCCUCAAAACGCUCCAGGAGCUGCUCGACAUGGAAUCCCUAUGA